Messenger RNA from Leishmania major strain Friedlin, 5883 nucleotides. RefSeq lists its product as hypothetical. Gene Ontology annotation, biological process: intra-Golgi vesicle-mediated transport. The record is from RefSeq and is a predicted model, not a curated record. Lineage: Eukaryota; Euglenozoa; Kinetoplastea; Trypanosomatida; Trypanosomatidae. The coding region runs from base 1 to 5883 and encodes 1960 amino acids. The transcript has a single exon. Gene Ontology annotation, cellular component: COG complex; Golgi apparatus.
AUGGCCAUGGAGGAGGCUGCGCAGGAGGUGCGGCGCAUCCUCUGUCAGAAUGACGUGGAGGAGACACUCAACUAUCUUUCUACCGUUACGCGAUGCAUCGAGGACAACCAGCACGACCUUCGUGCGGUUAUCGGCAACUCGUAUCGAGAUCUUCUCGGCGCCUGCGAUGGCGUGGUGGGAAUGGAGAGGGACUGCGCAGACAUCCUGACCAUUGAAGAGGCGAUGGAACGGGCUAGUGCGACACGUGACGGAGACGGCCGCGGCAACGCUGAGAUGGACACUGAGCCGUUUCUGCCGCCCUCAUGGUUUGCCGUGCGCCUUCGGCGACAGAGGCGCGCAGCAGCGACUACACUCACGACCACCGCUGACAACAACAAUACCGCCUCGAGCGAUAAAUCGCCGCGCCUGUCGGCGACGAAAGGGUUUGCCGUCACCAACGGCGGAACGAGAAGUGAGGGCGAUCGCGGCGCGAGCGCGACCACCGCGGCGGCGGCGGCAGAUCAUGGCGCGCAUAGAGGAAGGAAGACGGAGUUCAACGCUGCGCUGGCGCUGCCAACCGUCGACUUGCCCUUGCCACACGCAGCACCAACGCACACGAGCACACAGUGCGCACACCGCGAUGCUGUGGUGGUGGACGAAGAGACGGGCCCAGCUGCUCUCGCGGCGCAGCGGAUGCGCUUGGACGAUGAACUGCAGGCGUUGCACCUCGAUUACAUGACGCUGGCGUCAGCAACGGCCUCGAUGGCGAGGGGCGCAGCGGCGGCCGAUGCCGAGCUGUCGAGCCUCCUCGCCGACUCCAGUGCGCUGACGUCUUUGCUGCGUCCGGCGCACCAACAUGACGAGCAGCAGGACCGUCACUCCCCAGGUCCUUCGCACCACGCGGCGAGUGAUGCCGUCGCACUCUCCGCUGCAAGCGGAGAAAAACGCGAGGCCCCUCUGCGCGCCCUGGAGCGAGAUCAACCCCUUGUCCGUCUUGCGCGUCGGCUGCACCGCGUGCAAGCGUCCCUUCGCGUUUACGCAGGCGGCAACAGCGGCGCACAGUCUGCCCAGUGCGUCAGCGACCCCGCCACCGCAUCGUCAGCGGCGCUGGCCGGCUUAAGCGUGGAUAGCACGUUGCACUCCGCUAACCGGCCUCCGUCGUGGGCCACCGGCAUUCAGCGCCGAGCGACGGCCCUCGAGGCGCGACUGGUUAAACUGAUGUUGCUGCGUCUGCGCCGUGCGGCUGACGACUACGCGUCGCUUACCGAGCAGGUGUCGAAGGUCCCAUCCGGGGCUGAUCUGGGGGAGCCCUUGACGGAGGCGAGGGCCAUGCGAGCAGCCGAAGAGCGCCACCGGAUGUAUGUGUGGGUGGUCUUUACGCAAUGCCACGCCGCUCUGUGGGCCCUCCGCGACUCACCUACGCUCGUGAACGCCCUCGUGGCGUGUGCGCCAGGUGCAGCACUGCCGGCGAAGCGUGCGUGUCCGUCAGGGAUAGCAGGCACGGAGUCUGCGGCAGCGCCCCCGACAAUGGCGUCACUUGAUAGCGCUGUGGAUACGUUGUUCCAGCUGGCCACGCAGGACGUGAGGGUCGUCGUUUCGGCGGUCAUGGACGGAGCGGUGUCGGUCGCCUCCGUGCCUGCCGGUCGCACGGCUGGCGAUGAGGCACUUCCCGGUGCAGCUGAUCCGUGCCGGAUGCUGCUGGCGUUUUUGGCGGUGUUGCUGCUGCGCGAGAGUCAACUGAGCGCGGCGCGGUGGGCUGCUGUGGCUCCGUCGUUACUGCCGGCUGCGCUCCCGAGUUCCGGCGCGCAGCCGGCAGUAACGCCGGCGGAUGCUUCUCCACAGCCGCCCCCCGUUCUCCCCGACGGCAGCGUAGGAAACCAGAGCACGAAUGCGGUGGUGGGCCGUACAUCGAACUGCGCGAAGUCCGAGGGCGGUGCGCCGCCGUCAUCGCACACGGCGACUUCGCCCGAGGCGCGCGUCUUUGCGACCGCCACGCACUUAUGGGCGUUGGGGUUGGCGGCAGCUACAGCCGACGGUCCCAAGGCGUCGACAGCGGCGUCUGUGGCGACAGGCAGCGGGACGUCAAACACGGCUUGGGCCUUGCGGUGCUUUUCAGGCCUCGCGCAUCUGCUUCGAGCCUUUGCCGACUACGUCGAUCUGGUGCAGGCCGCCUUGGCCGAGGUAGCCUCGACGCCAGCGGUGCUUGAUAAGGAAACGGCUGCUUUAUACUUGCUGCAGCGCAUCUGCGUAGCAGCUGCGGCGGCGGCCGAGGAGCAGCUCGGAGCCACUGACUACGGCACCAGCGCUGCCGCUCUCGCGCGCCGCGAGGACGAACGGCCGACAUUCCCCACCCCUGCCAUGGCUUCUGGUGCGCGGUCGCUGGAUGAGCUGCUGCAGUGGCGCUUGCGCACGGUCUGCGGGAGCGCUGCUGCCGAGGGUGUGCCUGGGGACGGUCCCGGCACCCCACACGGCUCCCUCAUGGCGGCGGGCGCCGGCGUCCUUCCACCGCCCAUCGGCAGCAACGGCACGCCGAUGACGCCGAUGGGCGGCCCUGAUGGCGUCACGUCGGCAAAAGUGCUUUCCGGUGUGGCGCCGUCGCACUCAGGAGCGGUGGCUCGACGGCGUGCGUACGUGGAGCUACUCCGGGCGAGCGUGAACACGGUUGACGAGUUGCAAGCGAGUGGCGCAUCAGCAACGGCCUUGGGAGGGCGCUCGCUUUCCGUCCGCGCAGAUGUCGCUGCAACAGAAAACACGUCCGCCACCUCCGCAGCGGCAGAGUUGGUGCCGCCGCUGCGGCUUGUGUGCCAUCAGCUGCUCGCGCCUUUUGUGUCGUCGCUGGUGGUGCUGCUUGCGCGCGAUCCGGUGGCGCUGGCGGUGUACGGUGAAGGUCAGAGCAACCCGGACAUCAGGCCUGCGAUGCAAGCGGCGCGCGACGCUCUGGAACGACUGCUGCCGAACGGCACGCAGCAGUGUUCGCUAUCUGGCACGCAGGGCACCCGGAUGCCAUCUAGCUUUUCCGGCCUAGGGCAGACAUGGGCAGCUGUCAGUGCGGCGCGGUGGUGGGAGCUGGUGGAGCAGACGACCAUGCGCGCGGCGCUGCAGAGGUGCGUGACCGUUGCCUUGGAGUCUGUCGGCUUUGUGGAGGCCUGCAUUUCACAGGGCCUAGCAGCCUCUGCAUACCGCAUGCUGCAGAGCAGUGCUGAGAGCAGCCAAACCAAGCUUGAGCAUCGAGUGAGCAGCGCCGGCGGAGGCGGCGACACCUCUCGCGGCCCCACCGGUGCAUCAGCGCUAGAGUGCACAUGGUCUGCACUCUUCUCCGUACUUCGCCUGCAUGCGCUCUCGACCGUGGACUCGUUGAGUGGCGCCGGUGGGGCAGGUUCGCUUGAAGGCGCUGAAAUAUCAAGUGGUACGGAGACGGGGCACGGUGCCGUCCAUGAGUGUGAUGGGGCCACCACCUCAGCGUCGAUCAGUGGACACACUGGACGCCGUGGCGAGAGGGGCAGCCUGUCGUCCGCGAUGACUGGCAUCUGCUGGGACCGUUUCCGGCCGCGAACAGCAACGGGAGCCGCUGACAGCGCACACAGGUCGUUCGGCACGACCUCAGGCGACAGCAUUUUUCGCGAAGAAGGGCUGGAGUGGGGCCGCGCAGCAUACCAGGCGGCGCAGCUGCCUCUGUCAGCGUUGCCCGAUGCGACGAACGCGAAGAGGACGGAGCAGCAGCAGCAGCAACAGCAGCAGCAGCAGACUCGGGGCGGCGCAGCAGUUGACGCUGGGCUGAGCGCCUCGCAGCAGGCGCAGCUCGCGAAGAUCUUAAGUGGCAUGCGCGACAAGCUGUUUCCUGACUGGGUAGUGCGCGGUAUUGAUGAGAACGAGACGACAAGCGGUACCCGGCCCGGCGCUCUUCACAUGAACGGCCACGCUGCGGAGCUGCUGCAUCGGUGUCUGCUGACCCUCGUAGAGGCUGUGCAGGCGCAGACUGCCUCGGUGCAGGCAUCGGCUAGUAAGGACAGUGCAGGAUCACUGCCGUCAACGCCGCCGCUGCUGCACAUGCGCAUUGUGGGGUGGCUAAAGGAUGCGCUCCAUCGUGUAGAGGUGCAGCUGCGCGAUGCCGAGCCGAGCGCGCCCCUCAACGGGGCUAAUGCGACAGUGGUGCACAGCUACGAGCUGUCGCUCCUCGUGCGCGUGUACUUGGAGGUGCUGCAACGACUGCAGAUGGUGGCUCUGCCAAGCGAGGCGACGAAGGUACGGCAACUGUGCACCGAGGCAGAGGAUCUCUACGAACGGGCUCAGACGCCGUGGCAAGACAUGCUAACCCAGUUUUAUCGAGCGGCCCUUCAGCAAGCAUACCACUCGGUGUUACGGCUGCGUGAGAGCGGAGCCGAGGAGCUGAGGCACUCUGCAGCGGCCAGUCGUGCCGGUGCGGCGCUGCGUCGCAUGACGCACUUGAUGGACUCGGCUGCGUGGGUUCGCGCGCCGAUGGCGGGCCCCACCGCGCCAGAUGGCAACAAUCCCAGCGGGAGUCACGGGGUCGCCUAUCCGGUGCAGCCUACUCCCGCUGUCAUGACGCUGACCCAGGUGGUCCUACGCUACUUCCACCAGGCGCUGUACGGUGCGCCAAGCGUGUUUAGCGACUGGCCGGUGCCCUUCAUGUCGUUUCCAUCUCGCACUGGAGCUGCAUACAGCGCCGCUUCUGUACCCGAGCAAGGACAGAGUGGCGCCGCCUCAGCAGCAGCGUCGGUAGGCUUUCGCGACGACAGGGGAUGCCGCUUGCAUGUGUUGGUGACAGGGAAGGUUCAGCAGCGUGCGCUGGAGCGCCUUGCCGCGACAUCGGCGGAGCUCUACGAAUUCGAGCUCUGCCCCCUCGUCGACGUGGUAGGUGGGAACGGUGACAGCGGAGUUGCGGCACGUUUCAGUGCGCUGCCAGCGGGGAACGCUGCGCCCACCACCGCUGCCGCCAAGCAGAACCAGGCGGACGACCUGCGCUUGCAGUGGUACAUGGAUGUCCUUUUCACUUCCUCCGUGUGGUGUGCAGGGAGCGUGAGCGAGGGCGGCAGCAGCAGCAGCGCCGGGCUCUUCGCGCCCGACACAGGCGGUAGCGGCGUUGGCGUGGACGCCACUGCUUGCGUGGCGGAAGGACUGUUGCGGCGCGUCGUGCGCCACCUUGAGAGCACGUGCGAUCCGGUGCGGUGGCGCAGCGGCGUUCCGCUUAUUCUCGCCGCGUAUCGUCAGUUUGUCUCGGCGAGUGCACUCCUGUGGGUAGCGCACAGCAAGGAGCGCCGCGAUGCUGCUGCGGGCGACACGCGCAACGAGGGAGCGCCCUGCGCUACCUCGGUGGCUGCUGCCGCAGCGGCACGACCGUUUAGCGCCACCGGCGCGAUGGCUGCCGAGCCCCCCUUGACUGAGAGGCUUCUCCUUCCACGUGAGGAGGUGAACCGUCUGGCACUGCUGCCGAUUGCGGCGUCGUCGAGCGCGGCGCUGGCUGCCGCCUCUAUAGGGGCCGGUGGCACGCCGUCUGAGGCUGCUGCGCGUGCUGCAGCCCUCGCCCCGCAGACUUACUCACUUCUAUCGCCGAGGGCGUCGGAGUUGAAUCCGUGUGCACCCUCGUCGUCUUCGUCCGUUGGCGUGCCGCCCGCUGGGCCGUAUUGUUUUGGCGGUCCCUCGUCUGCUCUGGCUGCUGCUGCGGCGGCGGGGGCCAGCGGUGGCGUUGGCAUAAACUCCCUUCUUCGCCCCGCCAACGGCGGCCACAGCGCUUCGGAGGCCUUGCUGCUUGGCGGCAUUGGUGCAGCGGACAUGAUCGGGGUAGGUGAGGUCUCCGUCCCGGCGGGUUCGAGCUCGGCGGCGGCAGCCAGCUCACUGUGGGGCACCACCCAACGAGGAUGGAGUCAACUGUGGGGCACGAGCUGA